Messenger RNA from Amyelois transitella, 1007 nucleotides. Its product is annotated as cyclin-dependent kinase 20. Gene Ontology annotation, cellular component: nucleus. Bases 69 to 1007 code for a protein of 312 amino acids. The transcript is spliced from 6 exons. Lineage: Eukaryota; Metazoa; Arthropoda; Insecta; Lepidoptera; Pyralidae. Gene Ontology annotation, molecular function: cyclin-dependent protein serine/threonine kinase activity; ATP binding. Gene Ontology annotation, biological process: protein phosphorylation. The record is from RefSeq and is a predicted model, not a curated record.
ACCAUAGUAACCGCCCCAAACAAAAUAAAAUUUCAAAAUUGUCUUUAUCCAAAAAGUAUAUACGAAUAAUGAAUAACGACGUGACUAAUUAUUCUGUUAUAGGUAGAAUUGGAGAAGGAGCCCAUGGCUUGGUGUUCAAAGCUAGACAUUUGCCGAGUGGUCGGGAAGUCGCGCUAAAGAAAAUCCUCAUCAAAAACUUAGAAGACGGCAUCCCAGUCAAUGUUAUGAGGGAAAUCAAAGCCCUGCAGUUACUCAGAUGUAAAUAUAUAAUCAAACUAUAUGACAUGUUCCCACGAGGCAUGAGCUUAGUGUUGGUACUGGAAUAUAUGUGCUCAGGGCUGUGGGAAAUGCUGCAUCACAAACAACACGAACUGACAAUGCCAAGAGUGAAGACAUACGCGCAAAUGCUGCUCAAGGGAACGCGGUAUAUGCACGCACAUUAUGUGAUGCAUAGGGACCUCAAGCCUGCCAAUUUGUUGAUAAAUCACGAUGGUAUUUUGAAAAUUGCAGACUUAGGAUUGGCAAGAUUGUAUUGGCCUGAUGGUGGAAGACCUUAUUCACAUCAAGUAGCUACACGAUGGUACCGCGCGCCGGAGUUACUCUAUGGCGCGAGAUAUUACUCGGAAAACGUGGAUUUAUGGGCAGUUGGGUGUAUAAUAGCCGAGUUGAUAACACAAAAACCAUUAUUUGCGGGUGAAUCUGACAUAGAACAGCUCGCAAUAGUGUUGCAACACCUGGGUACACCCACAGAAGAAACUUGGCCAGGCCACUCUAAACUGCCGGAUUUCCAUAAGAUCACAUUCCCAGAGUCCACGCCCACGCCUUGGACAGACCUAUUGCCAGGCGUCGAGGCAGACGCGGUACAUCUAGUGAAAUCCUUCAUUUUAUAUGACGCCAACAAAAGGAUAUCAGCCAAAAAUGCCUUGCGACACUCCUGGUUUCAAACAAGACCGCUACCGGCCACCUUGGAAGAAAUGCCGAAGCCAGACGUCGGGAAACACAAAUAA